UACGUGACCAAAAUUAAGAUGAUUUCUAUAUCUUUGAGUACUCUUCUUGAAACUUUUCAUUAUUACAAAAAAAGAAGCGAAUUUGAUGGUGGGGUAGGAUGAUCUAGUACAAUUGACCACCGGACAACAGAAGAAGACGGCUGCGUCGCAAUUUGCUAGCAGCAAGCAGAGGAUCUGAAAUUAUAUAUUGGACUACAACCCAAGUUAGAUUACCCACUAUAUUUUCACAGGCCAAAAGAGAAAAAAAAAAAUGAAAAUGAAACUCUACUUGUUCACUGGCAAAGCAGCAAGGCAAGAAGAGGAGCAGAGGGAGGACUAGAAUGCUCUGAACUCAUCAUCCAAGUUUGAGUUGCUUACUGUCAAUAUAGUUGCAAUUUAGUUCUCUGAGGUGCUUCUUGUCAAAUAUAGAAAACUUCACUAAAUUAUUAUUGCUUCGAAAAACAUGGCUGAGGAAAAUCCUGCGGAUGGAAAUGUAAACAAGGAGCAGGCCACGACAGCAUCGAACGGCCACUCAGCAGUGGAGGACUCUCAAAACAACCCACAAGAUACAAGCAAGAGCAAGGAGGAUGCCACCAAAACAGUACCAUAUUACAAGCUUUUCUCCUUUGCUGAUUCCUUGGAUUACCUGUUAAUGUCUGUUGGUACAAUCAGCGCUAUUGGAAAUGGGGUCUGUAUGCCUCUAAUGACCAUAAUCUUUGGAAACGUGGUUAAUUCUUUUGGAGGAACUGAGAAUAAUAAAGAAGUGGUUGAUGCAGUUUCCAAGGUUGCUCUAAAGUAUGUCUACUUGGCUGUGGGAGCGGCUUCAGCUUCAUUUCUACAGAUGUCUUGCUGGAUGGUCACUGGAGAGAGACAGGCUGCUCGAAUAAGAAGUUUAUACUUGAAAACAAUAUUGAGGCAAGAUGUUGGCUUUUUUGAUAAAGAAACUAACACUGGGGAAUUUGUUGGGAGGAUGUCAGGUGAUACUGUGCUCAUUCAAGAGGCCAUGGGCGAGAAGGUAGGAAGUUUUAUCCAGUUAAUUGCAACAUUCGUAGGAGGCUUUGUUAUAGCAUUUAUUAAGGGAUGGCUUCUCACCCUUGUCAUGCUAUCUUCUAUUCCCCUUCUUGUCCUCUCUGGUGCCAUCAUAGGCAUCAUUAUUUCAAAGGUCGCAUCCCGUCAACAAACUGCUUAUGCAGUGGCAGCAACUGUGGUAGAGCAGACCAUAGGGUCAAUCAGAACAGUUGCAUCUUUUACAGGAGAAAAGCAAGCUAUAGCUAAUUACAACAACUCCUUAAUUAAAGCUUACAACUCUGGUGUGCAAGAGGGUUUGGCAUCUGGGUUCGGUAUUGGUUCGGUCAUGCUUAUUAUAAUGUGUAGUUAUGCUUUGGCUGUAUGGUUUGGCGCAAAGAUGAUACUUGAAAAAGGAUAUACAGGAGGAGAAGUCAUGAAUGUAGUUUUCGCUGUGUUGACUGGCUCCAUGUCUCUUGGGCAGGCAUCCCCAUGCAUGAGUGCCUUUGCAGCUGGACAAGCUGCAGCUUAUAAGAUGUUUGAGACAAUUAACAGAAAGCCAGAGAUUGAUGCUUAUGACACUAAUGGGCAACAAUUACAUGAUAUCCGUGGAGACAUAGAACUAAAGGAUGUUUGUUUUAGUUAUCCUGCAAGACCGGAUGAACAAAUAUUCCAUGGAUUUUCUCUCUCAAUACCUAGUGGUUCAACUGCUGCUUUGGUUGGAGAGAGUGGAAGUGGUAAAUCAACUGUAAUCAGUUUGAUUGAGAGAUUUUAUGACCCCCAAGCUGGCGAAGUUCUUAUUGAUGGCAUAAAUCUCAAAGAGUUCCAGCUGAAAUGGAUCAGACAGAAAAUAGGCCUAGUCAGCCAGGAACCCGUUUUAUUUACCUCUAGCAUUAAAGAUAAUAUAGCAUAUGGGAAGGAUGGUGCAACCACUGAAGAAAUAAGGGCUGCUGCCGAGCUUGCCAAUGCUGCUAAAUUCAUAGACAAAUUGCCUCAGGGACUAGACACAAUGGUUGGUGAGCAUGGAACUCAGCUAUCUGGGGGCCAAAAGCAGAGAGUUGCUAUAGCUAGGGCAAUUCUCAAGGACCCAAGGAUUCUACUUUUAGAUGAAGCCACGAGUGCUCUUGAUGCAGAAUCUGAGAGAAUUGUGCAGGAAGCACUGGACAGAAUUAUGAUCAACCGGACUACUGUCAUUGUAGCCCACCGCCUGAGCACAGUAAGGAAUGCUGACACCAUAGCUGUUAUACAUCGAGGAAUAAUUGUUGAAAAAGGUCCACAUUCUGAGCUAAUUAAGGACCCUGAAGGAGCAUAUAGCCAACUUAUAAGGUUGCAAGAAAUGAGCACCGUGUUAGAACAGAGUGCUGUAAAUGAUCACGAAAGGCUUAGCAGUGUGGAUUCUCAAAGACACUCAAGUCAAAGAUUUUCAAACUUACGAUCCAUAAGCCGGGGAUCAUCUGGAAGAGGAAAUAGUAGUCGUCAUUCCUUCUCGAACUCAUAUGGUGUACCCAUAGGUGUCCUUGAAACUGCAUCUGCAGAGCCUGAUAUUCCUGCUUCAACAUCAUCAACAGUGCCUCCAGAAGUCUCACUUAGCCGCCUGGCUUAUCUGAACAAGCCAGAGAUCCCAGUAUUAUUACUAGGUACUAUAGCUGCAGCAGCCAAUGGGGUGAUCUUACCUAUUUUUGGGAUAAUGAUAUCCAGUAUUAUCAAGACCUUCUUUGAGCCACCUCAUCAACUCCGUAAGGAUUCGAAGUUUUGGGCAUUAAUCUUUCUUGUUCUUGGAGUGGGAUCUUUCAUAGCACAGCCAUCAAGACAAUACCUUUUUUCUGUGGCCGGGUGUAAGUUAAUAAAACGAGUCCGGUCAAUGUGCUUUGAGAAGGUGGUUUAUAUGGAAGUAAGUUGGUUUGACGAUCCUGAGCACUCAAGUGGUGCAAUUGGUGCAAGGCUUUCUGUAGAUGCAGCUUCUCUGCGUGGUCUUGUUGGAGAUGCUCUAGGUUUGCUGGUUCAGAAUUUAGCAACUGCAAUUGCUGGGUUGUGCAUUGCUUUUGUAGCAAAUUGGCAACUCGCUCUUAUAAUCCUUGUUCUGCUGCCUCUAUUAGGAGUAAAUGGUUAUUUUCAAGUCAAGUUCAUGAAAGGAUUCAGUGCAGAUGCAAAGAAAAUGUACGAGGAUGCAAGUCAAGUAGCCAAUGAUGCAGUGGGGAGUAUUAGAACAAUUGCUUCCUUUUGUGCUGAAGAGAAGGUGAUUGAAUUGUACCAGAAGAAAUGCGAAGGCCCUAUUAAGACAGGGAUAAGACAAGGGUUAAUCAGUGGGAUUGGUUUUGGGCUAUCAUUCUUUUUUCUCUUUUCUGUGUAUGCCUGCAGUUUUUAUGCUGGAGCCCGACUUGUUGCAGCAGGCAAAACAACAUUCUCUGAUGUUUUCCGGGUUUUCUUUGCUCUCACGAUGACAGCUGUCGGAGUGUCUCAGUCAGGUUCCCUCGCCCCUGAUUUAAGUAAAGGAAAGAGCUCUGCUUCUUCCAUAUUUGCAAUUCUUGACCGGAAAUCGAAAAUAGACUCCAGUGAUGAAUCUGGAACAACUAUAGAAAAUGUGAAGGGAGAAAUUGAACUUCGCCAUGUCAGUUUCAAGUAUCCAACUAGACCUGACGUGCCAAUCUUCCAGGAUCUUUGCUUGACUAUUCAUCACGGCGAGACAGUUGCUUUGGUUGGAGAAAGUGGAAGUGGGAAAUCGACAGUUGUAUCUUUGUUGCAGAGAUUUUAUGAACCUGAUUCCGGUCACAUUACAUUAGACGGAAUUGAAAUCCAAAAGCUACAGUUGAAGUGGUUGAGACAGCAAAUGGGACUGGUGAGCCAGGAGCCUGUGUUGUUUAAUGACACUAUCCGAGCCAACAUUGCAUAUGGAAAGGAAGGGAAUGCAACAGAGACUGAAAUUAUAGCUGCAGCAGAAUUGGCCAAUGCUCACAAGUUCAUUAGUAGUUUACAACAGGGUUAUGAUACAGUAGUAGGGGAGCGGGGUAUUCAAAUGUCUGGUGGACAGAAGCAAAGGGUGGCAAUUGCACGAGCUAUAAUGAAGGCACCAAAGAUACUACUGCUAGAUGAAGCCACAAGUGCUCUUGAUGCUGAAUCUGAACGAGUGGUUCAAGAUGCAUUGGACCGAAUCAUGGUGGAUCGAACCACAGUCGUGGUUGCCCAUCGGUUAUCCACGAUUAAGGGUGCAGAUGUAAUCGCAAUGGUGAAAAAUGGAGUCAUUACAGAGAAAGGAAAGCAUGAAACUUUGAUCAGUAUCAAGGAUGGCAUUUAUGCUUCUUUGGUAGCAUUGCAUGCAAGUGCCUCAUCUUAGAGAGUUUUUAUCUUCUUUUUAUCAAAAGGAAAAAGAAUAUGUAAUGUAAUAUAUUUUUAUGCAGAGAGGGUAAAUUACCAAGAGGCAUUUUUUUUCUUUCUUUCUUGAAAGCUUCAAUUGGAGAGCAACA
Prunus mume (Japanese apricot) is the source of this 4445-nucleotide messenger RNA. RefSeq names its product ABC transporter B family member 4-like. Gene Ontology annotation, molecular function: ABC-type oligopeptide transporter activity; ATP binding; ATP hydrolysis activity. Lineage: Eukaryota; Viridiplantae; Streptophyta; Magnoliopsida; Rosales; Rosaceae. Gene Ontology annotation, biological process: oligopeptide export from mitochondrion. The record is from RefSeq and is a predicted model, not a curated record. Gene Ontology annotation, cellular component: mitochondrial inner membrane.